Ctenocephalides felis (cat flea) is the source of this 3037-nucleotide messenger RNA. It is a transcript of the gene Vps50, whose product is annotated as syndetin. Bases 33 to 2879 code for a protein of 948 amino acids. Lineage: Eukaryota; Metazoa; Arthropoda; Insecta; Siphonaptera; Pulicidae. Gene Ontology annotation, biological process: retrograde transport, endosome to Golgi; endocytic recycling. Gene Ontology annotation, cellular component: EARP complex. The transcript has 14 exons. The record is from RefSeq and is a predicted model, not a curated record. Gene Ontology annotation, molecular function: SNARE binding.
AAAAAUAAUUAAAAUAUGUUUUAUACUCAAGAAUGAUGGAUGAUUUCAAACAUAAAGUAUUAGGUUUUAUUCAUAAACAGGGUGUAAAUGCCAAAAUUCCUUCAAUGGGAUUUUCUGAUUCAUAUGCUUUUGAAAACAAUACAGAAUCUCAGAUUGUUAGUGUUAAUAGUAAAUCUAUUGCUGCAGAAGAUCAACCUGAUGAUCAAGCUGUAUUGGAUAGUAUUAAGGAUGUUUAUUUCCAAAAUGAUGAAGAGUUUGAUGCCAGGAGAUAUGAAUUGGAUAAUUUACCUGAACACCUAGAAUGUGCCAGAAUAAUGCAAGAUUUCUCUAAACUCAAACUACAACAUCAAGUAGUGUCAAAUAAAGUAUUGCAAUUGAUAUUGCAAAAGCAAACUGAUUGCAAUACUGAAUUUGGUAAAGUACUUCAAAUUCAAAGGGAACUGGAAGAAACGAUAGAUAUUUGUCAGAAAGGUCGUAACAGCUUGUCUCUUGCUAAAGUCCAAUUCACAACUGCUAGUCUAGGAAUAUUAGCUAAUUAUAGGAAGAGACAACUAGUCCAAGAAUUACUGCUGUCUUUAAACACUAUUCGAAAUUUGCAAAGCACUGAGGCAAGGAUUCCUGAAAUGUUGGCCAAUGGGAAUUAUCCAGAGGCAAUUUCUCUUUUACUUGAAUGCCAGGAGGAAGCAUCACACUAUCAACAAUUUACUUCUGUUGCAGCUUUAGCCAGCAAGUUUCAAGAUUCAUUAGUUAUGGCUGAAGAACAGUUGGAUGUUGCUCUUGGGAAGAUUUGUUAUAUGUUCGAUUCUAAUGCUUAUACUAAAAUUCAGGCAGCUUAUUUAGUACUAGGUAAAACGCAAAUAGCAGUUGAUCAAUUGCAUAUGCAUUUUACAUCAGCUAUUCACAGUACAGCUUUCAGUGUUGUUUAUGGCUAUGCAGAAAGACCAGAAGUUUCAAAGCAGGACCAAAAAAGACAGUACAAACAACUUUGCCAGUGUGUUUCUUCUGAAGAUUUUAUACAGUGCCUUGUUGAUGUGUGUAGAUCACUUUGGACCAUUUUAGCUAGCUAUCAUAAAGUAAUGUCUUGGCAUCUAAAUAGUCAAAAUACUUCAAGUGACAUUAAUACAAACUAUAUCCACACAAAGCUAAAUAGUGGUCAGUCAAAAAUAUGGCAUGAUGUACAAAACAAAAUUGCAAUAUUUCUCAGUAGUGCGGAUCUGGUUUCCUACAAAAUUGAGCAGUUUCUGCAGGUUUUGAAUAUUGUACAUCGUUUAAUAGAAAUAGGCGAAGAAUUUUGUGGAAGCAAAUCUGAAGAACUAUAUGAUUUGAUCAGAAGACAUAGCAUAAGUUAUUUUAAAACUUAUCAUGCAAAUCGGUUGGAAGAACUUCGAAUAUUUCUGGAGAAUGAGAGUUGGGAAUUAUGUCCUGUGAAACAAAGUUUUAAUAUAUUGCAAUUACAGGAAUUCAAAUCCAUGCCGCAUAUAAUGAAGCAUUUCAGACAUCAAGAAAAUGGUAGUAAUAGAAAUGAAAUAGAAAUAACACAAUUGGGAGAUGUUUCAUCAGUGAGUGACAGUUGUUCUUCAAAUCACUCUCAAGAUGGAAGCUUUGCAAGUGGUCACUUUUUUAUGAGAUUUAGCAUGAGAGGAACACCAUUUGAUUACAAGUUAGAUGAUACAAUUAGUGAAGAGGAUUUUUAUGCCAUACCUGAUGAAGCUUCAGCUUACCUAUCUGAAGACAGUGAGGAACAAGAAACUGCAUUUAGUGAUGAGGAAAAGUCUAAUGAUAAUAUGGAUUUGCAUAAUUCAUCAGCAUUACUAACUAAUACAACUCUUAUAGUAUUACGCCAUUGUAGCCGUUAUUUGCAAAUGUCUCGUCUUUUAAGAUCAAUUGCUUUUGAUAUAAUAAUUUCCAUGUGUCGACUGUAUGAUUACUAUUUAUUUGCAGUUCAUACAUUUUUUGCUACUGAUUCAAGUGUUUCAAAUACUUCUUCGUACACCACUGUUCUAAACAACACUUUGAAACGAAUACAAAGUAGCCUCAUCAAUGAAACUUCAAACAAUUCCCAAGAAAAUUCUAAUUUUCAAGAAGUACCUCGUGAUAAAGUGAAUAAACCUGAAAUUUUAUCACAUGUAGAUUUGAGUGAACCUGAAAAUUUAUAUGGACUUGCAAAAAGAGUUAUUGCAGUAGAAAGCUUGGUUUUUCUUGGAAAGCAAUUCAAAAUGUUACAGCCAUAUUUAGAAUCCUUGGUUCCUAAGGAAAAUCAUUAUCUCCUCAAUCAAUUUUAUGCGGAGAGUAUAAAUGUAGCAGUAGAUCUGAGAAAACCUGUUUAUAUGUGUGUUGUUGCACAAAUUUUUGACUUACCGCAAGCUUUAAUAUCUAUAUCUAAAGUUAAUUGGGAAGUUACUGAUGUUAUGAUACAGCAUAGCAGUUAUGUAGAUUCUUUACUAAGGGACAUCCAAAUUUUUCUUAUGAGAUUAGAAAAUCUUCCAAUCAAUUUUGUUAUACCAGUCGAAGUUAUAAAAACCUUGUGGGAAAAUAUUGCACAUGUAAUUACACACACACUUGUUGAAGGGUAUUCCAAUGUUAAAAGGUGCUCCACUGGAGGGAGGGCUCUAAUGCAAUUAGAUUUUACUCAGUUCUGGUCAAAAUUAGUAAAGUUAUCAGGUAUUAAAUCACUUCCUCAUAAAGAUUAUGUCGAGACAUAUGUCAAAGCGUACUAUUUAUCAGAAACAAGCCUGGAAGAAUUUAUUACUGAACAUAAGGAAUAUUCUGCAAAACAUCUUCUAGGUCUGGUCACUUGUAUACAUUCCAAUAAUAAAAAAGCUAAAUUGAAACUAUUAAGUAUUAUAGAAGAUCUGGAAAGAAGAAAACAAAAGGUUUGAAAUAGUAUCAUUUAGUUAGUGAUAUUCAUUGUUGAAUCAAUACGUAUAAUAUUAGAAUCUCAGUUGCAAUCGAAUAUAUUUCAUAAAUAAUGUAGUAUGUACAUAAAAUGUUGUAUUGACCAAGUAUUAAUGUGAUGCUAUAAAUUUUAGCAUUAUGC